AGAAGCUCCGUCGACGUCUCGUUCUCUUCGCCUAUUGCAAAUUUUAUCGACGGCGAAGGAUAAAUAUUUUGAUUUUGAGAAAAAGGAGACGAGUGUCGGUGAUAUAGACAAAUUCGUGAAUUUGCGUGGUUCGCCACGAUGUUGACCGUGCCCAGUCUUGGCACCCUCAGUACGGCCUACCAGAUCAAGAACCCGGCAAAUUCUGGGUCCUAUUUGUACACGCAUCCGCGAAAUUUUUUCGAUUCCCCGCUUAUGCACUUGCUGGAACCCGAUGCUCUCGGGCCAUUGCAAUCUUCUGCAGAGCGUUCUUCUCGUUGGGUGUUCAGUGGUGGGCAAGCUGACCCGAACCCUCUCGGGUCUCCCUCAACAACAAAUGCUUCAACUUCCAACCAUGCCACAGUGAUGAAUGUAACCUCACCUGCGUCCAUGUCAGGAAGUGGACAAGGUAGCAAAAACAGCGCUGCUGAAUCGUCUUCUGGCAGCACUUCAUCUGUGGGAACCACGGACUCUCUCUACUUUGAAGUGAGAUACGUGGGGAGAAUCAGGGUGUCGCAAAGCAAAGGCCCUCCGUCCUUCAUAGAAGACGCCCUGGAAAAGCUGAAACAGGUCGAGAGCCAGAACAAAUCUGGGUCCUCCACGACCCCCCAGCAACAACACCCACAACAAUCGCAGCAACAGCAGAAACCAAAUGAGCAAACAAAGCCCGCAAGCACGAUGAUGCAUCCGCCUUCACAUCCAUCGACGUCGUCCUUGUUGGCCGCUGCCAAGGCCUAUUUGCCCAGUUCCCCGAAAAGGAAAGAAGUGUCCUUUAACGAAUCCCUGUUGACCUGCAACAAUAAGCACCGGGAUCACGACAAAUACCCGCCGAGGCCGCAUUCGCCGCAACCAGGCUCAGCAGUCGCGACGAAACCCAUUCCGCUGGGCACUGUUGCUGGGGUCGGCGUCAGCAAGGAUGCUGUACAGGUUGCCGUCAUCCCGCCCACCCCCGAGGACCGGUUCCUUGCCAACAAGGCUUCGCCUGAGGUUCGUCGGUUGACAAGAAACAGAACUGCUAGUGGAAGCGAGGUUCCGAGAAGCCAAAACGCACCAGAACCGGUCGAAGGUCUUAAUCAAGGGACAUCGGACAGGAGAAGUGCGGGACCGGAAGACAACAAUCACCGGAAGCAUUCAGCAGACUCGACAACAUCAUCGACAGCCGGUGACAAAUCGUCAUUGUCGGCAUCUGCUUCCGGAACUCAGACGGGUUCUUUGCAAACUUCCAAAAACCGGACGAUGGUUUUAUGCAUCAGUUCAACGACUGUCAGCAUCGUGAGUCCUGACAAGAAAUCAGAGUUGCUCAAGCGAUCGAUUCGAGACAUCACUCAUUGCUCUCAGGGUAUUCAACACUCGGACCACUUUGGCUUCAUCUGCCGGGAACGAGCCAUAGAUUCCUUUGUCGGAUACAUUUUCCAGUGCCAAUCUACCAACAUUGUGGAGUACAUCAUGAAGGCUAUUCAAGUCUGCUUCCAGGCAGCAAUGGAAGCAUCCAGACAAGAGCUUCGAGCCGAAGGACUCUGCGAAUAUUGUCCACUAGCCUGGUAUCAGAGGCUCUGUGCAGUUGUCAAUGGUUUGGCCCUGCCAAAGGCUUACCAAGUUUUAGCAUCCAAAGUAGACGGACUUCCAGAGAAAGACCGGGAUCUCAUUUUAGCCAAGUUGCAAGGAGGCGAACCUUUCGACACGCUCAAACAGAAAAACACUCUGCUCAUGAUGUUGAUCAGGGCUCAUUGCGAAGCUAAACAAGCUGAACAUAGCCACAAUCUUCCCGCGCGAAAUAAUGAGCCGAUCGAGAAAAGCGUGAGUUUUCCAUUGAUUCUGGGAAAAGCCAAGAAGAGCUUUCUCGAAUCUUUUUUAAAGCAAGGUUCUACUGAAGACCUGAAGAAAUCCAACGGGAAUCUGGACGACGAGCGACGAUCAAGCAUGAGUGCGACAGCGACGAAACAGAAAGUUGAGCUGAAGGCUCGGUGUGAAUCAGUCGCAAAAGACACCCACUUGGACUCGGUAAAACAAUCCAGGAUCCUUGGGUCUCGAUCCCCGACCCCAGCUGACCAGCAUUUGCUCGCCAACAAGCCUCGAAACACCAAAUCACCAUUUUUGGGGCAAAAGGCGACCAAGAAAGACCUUGAUGAGGAAUCAGAUGACCGGGAAAUCAGCCCACAACCAGUCUUGAGACCCAGGUCUACCACUUUAUCUACUUCCGGAGGCACUAGACUGAAGAAAGAAUUGGCCAAGAGCAGACUUGCUGGGGAUACAAGUGUUUCUAGUGGCGAAAGGGCCACAGAACAGGGAAGAAACUCACCUGUUUCCGGAGAAACUCCUCCGAGAUUGCUGGUUCAAACGUCACCGUUGAGCAUCUCAGCGCAAAAUGUUCCUCUGGAACAGGCCAAACAUGGCGAACACUCAUCGUCAGCGUCGACACUGUCGGCGUCCCCGACGACUCGCCUGACACAAACCGGCGACGUCAGCUCAUGGCGGAAACUCAUUUUCCAGCGCAUAGUUGCUGCUCCAAACACGCCAAACGAGAUCCCGGGCGUGCUGCAAGGCGUCGGCUCGGCGGACCCGGCUGCAAAACGAGACUGGAAACAGCUCAAAUUCCUCUGGAAAAGGGCCACUUUCAAGCAAAUUCUCACUAAGAGAAUCGAAGCCAAACUCUCCAGUGCUGGAAUGUCGGCCUAUGAGCGAAGAGUGUCGUCGGUGUCGAACCACUCUGGGAUGGAUCUGUCGACAGUGACGUCAGGAAAGACGUCGUCGGGUUCGAAUCAAAAGCAGAAAAAUGCUCAGACGGCAGAAGCUGACGCAAAAUUGUGUUACGAAGACGUCGGAGUUGGGAUUGAUGUUGAUGAGGAAGAUGAUGAUCACUGGUCACUUUUGCUGAGAGCUGACGAAGUGCAUUGUGACCGAAUCGAACCCAGGUUGCUGGAAGAUUCCGUGCGAAAAGGGGUUCCUCGUCGAGUUCGGGGUAAAGUGUGGCAAUUGCUGGUGCAUCACACACGAGCUGUUGAGGCAGACAAGAAAGAGUCUAAACCGAGACCGGAUUUGCACUCGGAUUUCCCCUUCACAACUCCUUAUGAAGAGCUGCUGAAACAACUCACUGCUCAACAACACGCCAUUUUGAUUGAUUUGGCAAGGACAUUUCCAACCCAUCCCUACUUCAGCCAGCCGUUGGGUCAGGGCCAGCUGGAACUUUUCAACCUUCUCAAAGCCUAUUCCAUCUUGGAUGGCGACGUGGGCUACUGUCAAGGCCUGUCAUUCAUCGCAGCUUUAAUUAUCAUGCACAUGGAUGAGAAAAGUGCCUGGGACACAUUUCUCCACGUGCUAGUGGAACGUGAUCUACGAUCUCAUUACGUGGGGAACCUGGGUGGGCUGCAACUCUGCCUGUACCAGCUCUCACGACUGCUGGUGGAUCGCAGGCCAGAACUGGCCCAGCACCUGGAUGACCUGAGUGCCCCACCGACCCUCUACGCGUCACCCUGGUUCCUGUCCAUUUUCACUGCGGAUUUUCCCGUCGGAUUUGGCGUCAGGGUCAUGGACCUCAUUUUGCUACAAGGAAAAUCUGCACUGAUCAAAGUUGCACUGGUUGUCCUGGAGCGUUUUGAAGAAGAGUUGAUGAUUCAAGAUUCGUUGGAAGAUAUCAUGGAGUACCUGAAAACCACUCUACCUCAACAUAGUCUGUUUCUGGCAAAUCCCAUUAUACAAACGGCUGCUGACCUGGACAUUCGUGCUCAGCUGUUAACGUACGAGAUCGAGUACCAGGUGCUGCAGGAAGAAAUCGGGGUCUCGUCGGCCGAAGCGGAACGUAAGAAGGAUCAGCACGCCAAAAUCGUGGUGAACCUCCAACGUCACAACAGGUCAUUGCUCGAGAAGCUACUCUUUGCUUUGCUAACGCACGUCUUUGAAGUCCCCGAAAACCGAGUAGUCGCAGUCCAACUUUACGCCUACUGCCUCUUUUACUUCGUCGAGCUCCCUUUUGAGGCGACAAACAACCACGUGCGAGAGUUGGAAUGGCAGCGACAAACGAGUCCGCCUUCAAUCGCAGACGCCGUCAUCAAACCCAUUUCCCCCUCGGCCUCUUCCGAACUUUUGGCGAAUUCCGGAGGCGUCAAAUCUGCGCGAAUGUCGCGUCUCAGCGUUCGCACAGACUCGAUGGAACAUUUACAAAAACCCAUGGCACAAUCGUCAUCGACAUCGAGGCUGCCGGACAAUCGCAAAUCCGGACUGCAGCGCGAAAACCAUCAGAUGAUUUCUGCGGCCGCUUUGCGUCAAGUUGGCCAAUCUAUGCGAGAAUCUCGGUCGUACAGUCAGCAACACACACAACAACAUCAUCAUUCCAGGCAACGAGACCUGGAUGAUGAUGACGAUUUGUUUUGCGAAGAACCCUAUGGGUCCAAUUUUGGGUCCGGGUCCGGGUCUGGCUGGUUCUACGACCUCGCCCCGGUUCCGGUGAUUUCCAUCAAGCCAGAAGAUUAUGUCACUGGAUCCGUGAGCGGAAGUACCAGUCACUUGCAAAGCGUCGGAAGUCAUCGUCGAUUGUCGCACGACGAGUACGGAGUUCCUUCGUUUUGCCUGACCCCGAAGAAGGAGACGGAUCCGAUUUACGAUGGACCCAGGUCAAAUUCGGAGCCGAAUCAUCGACGAAUCGCCGAAGACGUCCACUUGGCACUUAUGGACUCUGGUGACGACGACUGCGAGGCCGAGGAUGACGCGACAGUUCGUGACUGUCGAUUGCGACUUGCGGGGAUCCGACGAGGCAUUGAAACGGGCAUCAAAAGACUCGCAGAAUACCGGAAAAGUGUGCAUACUGCUGAAGAUGAGCUUCUGAACCUGCGUCGGGGUGACGUGUUUUCGUUUGGCGCCAUUGAAGAAUUGGCGUCGACAACAGCGAAAUUGCAGUCGGCGGAAUUGCAACUAAAAGCCGCAGGGGACUGUUUGGACAAGGCUUAUUCCCAUUUGCCAUCGAAUCUUCGUGGAACAGAUUGAAAGAACCCACAGGAAACAAUUGAAGGAGAAAAAUAUGGCAUUUGUCUUGCUUCGAAACAAGCCAAAUUAUCGUUGUCUGUGAUGCUCAAAAUAUGCAAAAAAAAGAGAAAAGAAAUAUCCUCUAAAAGUGCUUUGGCCCGUAGGCGAGAAAAAACUGAAAUGUUUCAGCAAAGCUUCUCACCUUGUUUUAGAUUUUUUUUUUACGAUGGAAAUUCCUUUUCAUUUUGCCAAUUGCGGAAUUCUCUUGCUUCAUGGGUUUUUCCCUACUCUGCAGCCUGUUUUGUGUGUUGCAAACAUAGGUUCAUUUCAAGCUUUAUCCUCGAAUUGAUUAAAAACCCAAAUGCUGACUCAAAUGGA
Messenger RNA from Notodromas monacha, 5370 nucleotides. Lineage: Eukaryota; Metazoa; Arthropoda; Ostracoda; Podocopida; Cyprididae. The record is from the annotation of a GenBank genome assembly.